AUGAAGAUGGAAUGGGAGAUAGUUUCAAAGGAAAUCAUCAAGCCAUCCUCACCAACACCUCAUGACAAGAAACUCCACAACCUCUCACUGCUCGACCAAAUCGUCCCGCCGUUUUUUGUUCCCAUGGUCUUUUACUAUCCCAACCUCGAUCGCGUGCCCAAAAGCUACGAGUCCGUUUAUGAAACCACCCAAGCCCUUAAACAAUCCCUCUCGAAAACCCUAUCCCGCUUUUACCCGUUAGCAGGAAGGAUCCGAGACCAGUUCUCCAUCGACUGCAACGACGAGGGUGUCCCCUUUGUCGUAACCAAGUUCCAUAAGAACCUCACCGAUUUCCUCCGAAAUCCUGUGCUGUCGGUCGAUCGGGCCCACAUCCCUGGCGUGCUCAACUGGGACGAGCCCGGCCCGGGUUCCGAGGUAGCCAUGUUCCAGGUCAACCACUACGAGUGCGGGGGCAUCGUGAUCGGCGUCCUUUUCCACCACAAGCUGGCUGACGGGCACUCCAUGGGCCUUUUCAUGAAGGAUUGGGCCUCCAACACCCGCGAUCCGCAGGCCCUGAGGCCCGGCCCGAGCUUCGACUUCGACUCCUUUUUCCCCCACAACCCGGCCAUGAAGAGGGACUCCCAUGUGUACACCGUCGUGAAGAAGUAUUUCAAGGUCGGGAAGCCCGUCAUAAGGCGCUACGCGUUCGAUGCCGCGGCCAUAUCGAAGCUCAGGGCCAAGCUGGCCGAAAACGAAGAAGGUGGGCCCGCCCGGCCCACGAGGGUUGAGGUCGUGACAGCUGUCGUAUGGAAAUGGUUCAUGGCCGCUUGUGUGGCCGUUGGUGGUGGGGAAAAUCCAGUACCCCUGUCUCUCAUCACACAUUUGGUGAACAUGAGGAAAAAGGCGGACCCGCCGUUCCCCGAGAACAGCUUUGGGAACUUCGUCUGGCUCCAGCCCGCCACGAGCUUCAACAACGGGCCCGGUAGAGACCUGGCCCAACUGUUUGGCAAGGUGCAUGGGGGAUUACGUAAGGUGGAUUCGGGCUUUGUCGAGAGGAUGGCGGGCCGGAACGGGUUCUCGGGCUAUGUGGAGAAUGUGAAGGACACGUGGAAGGAGUUUCCCGAGAAGGCGGAUUACGUGUCGUGUUCGAGCUGGUGCAACUUCGGGCUCUACGGUGUGGAUUUCGGGUGGGGAAAGCCCGUUUGGAUCACAAAAUGCGAUGAGGAUAGCAAGAGCGAGUGGCCCUUCUUGAACGUGCUUUGGCUUAUGGACACGAGAGGAGGUGACGGGAUUGAGGCGUGGUUGACUUUGGACGAGCACUAUGCGGCAGCGUUUGACGAGGUCAAAGAGUUUCGUGAUCUGGCUAUGAUCAAUCCUUGUCCGUUGGAUCUUGCAGGCAUAAAUUAA
Messenger RNA from Striga hermonthica, 1386 nucleotides. The record is from the annotation of a GenBank genome assembly. NCBI's taxonomy places the organism in Eukaryota, Viridiplantae, Streptophyta, Magnoliopsida, Lamiales, Orobanchaceae.